Messenger RNA from Helianthus annuus (common sunflower), 2037 nucleotides. RefSeq names its product DNA-directed RNA polymerase III subunit rpc3. Gene Ontology annotation, molecular function: single-stranded DNA binding. The coding region runs from base 198 to 1787 and encodes 529 amino acids. The record is from RefSeq and is a predicted model, not a curated record. Gene Ontology annotation, biological process: DNA-templated transcription. Lineage: Eukaryota; Viridiplantae; Streptophyta; Magnoliopsida; Asterales; Asteraceae. Gene Ontology annotation, cellular component: RNA polymerase III complex. The transcript has 15 exons.
AAUAUCAAAAAAUAUUUAUUAUAGUUUUAUUUAUACGAACCUUCAUCCUUUCGUUUCUUCCUCUUCACACGAUUCAUAUACAACUUGUGUAUUCAAUCGAAUUCAUCGACAAAGCAUACCAAUCAUCUCUGUUCUUCACCGGAUUCAUCAGUGUUGGGACAGACUACUAGACUCUAGUCCAAAUUUCUUUGUCGGACAUGUUGUCACCACAUGGGCUCAAACUUGCGGCGCACAUCAUCUCCACUUAUUUCGGUGAUAUCGUCUGUAAAGUGUGUGAAUGUCUACUACGUAGAGGACCAUUAUCGCAACUUGAAGUCACACGCUUCACGGAACUCACUAAACAGAAAGUUACCGACGCUUUACUUGUGUUAAUUCACCAUAAUUGUGUUCAAGCCUUCACUAUUCAACAACCAGGUGGAUUCGGGGAACCGCCAAAGAUUAUGACUAAGUAUAUGGCAUUGCCCGACAAUAUCAUCCACCACAUGAGGUUCCCUAAGUUCUUAUCCAUCGUCUCAGAUGAAUUCGGUCAAGAUUGUGCGGAGAUUUUCGAAGGGUUGCUUCAACACGGUAGGUUAUCGUUGAAUCAAACUAUGGAUAGAUAUAAGGAUAAACAUAAGGCAAGCGGAGAAAAUAGCAGUGCUACGAAUGUGGUACAUGAAAACUUCAGUAAACUUGCUCAGGCCCGUUAUAUUGAAAGGUGCCCUGCACAUGAACCGUUUCUUGAACCACUAGAGGAAGGUGCAAAGAAACGAGCUAAGUCUAAGAUAGCUGAUGCUACACAAACCUUAGAGGCGCGUGCGUUAGCUGCCGCAGCUCCCAUGGAAUCACAGCGAUUUUUAGUUGAGGCAGAUACAUUGAUCGGUGGGGUCCUUGACGAUGAAGAUAGCAAAAAAUCUUCCAUUACAGACAUUGUUGGGGAAAAGCGUAAGCUAGAAGCUGAAACAGAGAGUUGGGAAACAAAUGAACGUAAAGAAAUACUUUGGCGUGUCAAUUUUGAGGAAUUCAUACGGCGUCUACGCCAUAAGUCAUGUGUUUCCCAUGUGACGGAACGUGUGGAUAGUGUAGCUGGCAUCGUUCUAAGUGCAAUAUUUGAGGCAAGUAGAAAAGACGAAACUAGAGUGAAAACAGAAAAAACAGUUCCGCUUCUCUUGGAAACCAUCUAUGAGGAAGCAAUGAAGACUGAAGAAGGUCGAAGUUUGACUUUAGAGCGUGUUCGGGCCGCCCUUGUCCAAUUGGGCUGCGAACUUCCAACGAUCGGGAUUGAUGAAACAUAUAGCAUAGACUUGAAGAAAAUCAUUUAUCAGGCUCAAGCCCAGGAGGUUGAAUCCAUUGUGCUGAAAAAAUAUGGAAGGGAGGCUUAUAGGAUAUUCAGGUUGCUAUCUGAACGUGAACGGCGUAUUGAGACAGAUAAGAUAUCCAGCACUACAUUCGUUGAAAAGAAAGAUGCACUGAAGAUUCUUUUUCAGCUAUGGAAAGAUGAUUAUUUGAAUCUUGAGAGAGUUGGAAACGAAGCUCAGAAAAUGGAGAUUAUGUUGUGGGAUUUGAAUAAACGUUCCGUUUGGGAACAAGUUUUAGACGACAUGUAUCAUGCUGCGCUCAACUUAAAACUUCGCCUUGUACAUGAGCUUGAUCAUGCACAAGAUUUGCUUCGGGUGCUUAAAGGAAAAAGCUUAAAGGAAGGGGAUGAAGCGGCGAAAAUGCGCAAAAAAGUGCAGGACAAAUGGAAGGUUCUAGAAGCUUCUUUUAUGAUUCUUGAUGAUGCCAUUAUGCUAUUUCAUGACUUUUAAGGUUGAAGUAUGAUGAUAGACAGCAACCAACCCUGCUUUGUUUUUCAUUAUUCAAGGAUGAAGUUUUUGGGAAAUUCUAUGGUUUGGCAUUCUUAUUAUUAUGGUGUCUUUGUUUUAGAAAAUCAACCUCAUUUGUAAGCAUAAAAAAUAUGGGAAAAAGUUACAUGACACAUCUAGUGGUAACUUGUUGACAUGUUAUUUACCCAAGAUUGGAACAACAAAUGAAAGUUGAGUUACCUUAGUGGAACAA